CGUGCGGCAUGACACUAAUGGCGCUCGCUCAGAUAAAGAAUUCCUCGUUUUUUGGACAUCUUAAUCGAGCUUUUACAAUAAACGCACAGUUUCGCAGACGUCGGGAUGUUGGCGGAUGAACACAGUGCUGCAUGCAUCCCUCCUUGGGAUUUGGGUUGCAAAUCCCACCGCAUUCCCAAGAGCUUCGAUUGCGGACAAUGAGCGUUGACGAUAUAUGACGUGGAUGAAUGGAAGGUCAGGCUGGACUUCUUCUUCUUCUUCUUCUUCGUCGUAUUUACAACGUUUCUUUGUUUUAAAUGUGCUACUAGGAUGCAUGUAGCAUUCCUGUAGAUGCUAGCCUUACUAUGGACUUUCCGGGUCACUUCCAGCAUAUUUUCCAGCAGCUGAACCUCCAGCGUCUCCAUGCCCGACUCUGUGACUGUGUGGUGGAGGUUGGAGCCCACAAGUUCCACGCUCAUCGUUCCAUCCUGGCGGCAUCCAGCUCCCACUUCAAGGCUCUUCUCAUCUCCGGUGAUGAUUCCGGUGCACAUUGGGUCAUGGAUAAAGGUGUGGGUACCAGUGUGAUUGCGCUCGAUGCAGAAGUGGUGACCCCUGAGGCCUUCUCGACUCUUCUAGAUAUGAUCUACACAUCCAAUCUCUCACUCACGGCGUCCAAUGUGAUGGAUGUGCUGCUGGCCGCCUCGCAUCUGCAUCUUAACGCUGUAGUGAAGGCGUGCAAGAUUCACUUGUCCAGCAAAAACUUCCCAUCUUCUGCACCUAAAGGCUGGAGGUCAAUGCCGCAGCAGGAACUUCACGACGGAGGUGUGGAGGUGAGCCAAUCAGGUGAAGAGUCCUCAGAGCAGAAGAGAAAGCCUCAAGAGGAGAGACUUAGUGACAGGAAGAGAACCUGCAGAAUUUCUGGAAAUAACCAAUGUUCUCCAACUGUGACCAGAAACACACUCAUCACCGAGGAACAAGGAGAAGAUCUUAAAAUGUGGCAGGGACGAUUAGAUGACGUGGAGGAGAAAUACGAUGCAACCAUGUCUGACUUGGAGGAGAUCCAGCUUCCCAGCCAGUCACACAGCAGCGUGCGUGAACCAGUGAAAGUGAAGCUCGGAGAUGACGAAGACGAAGAGCCCAAGAUGGAGACAGUGGAGGUGAAAGAAGAAACCACGACCACCUCAUCUCCUGAUAUUUCACCAUCGUGUCUUCUUCAACAAGGAAACGGUGAUAAAUUAAGCAGUCCAGAAGAUAGCGACGUGAGCAGUUUACAAACGCGACUCUGCUCGGAGCUUCCUGAAAACGAAGAUGAAGACGAGGGUAUCGACGGCCUGUCUGAACUCGCUCUUUCCUGCUUCCUCAAUCCUGACAGCCACGCGGUAGCUAUGGAUGAAGAAGAUAGCUUUGCACGUCUCACAGCAGCUGCUACUGCAGCCGCCACCGCCGCCAGUGACGGUUCUGACCAACAUGGUCCCAACGCUUCCGAUCCAACUCUCCUUUUCCCGGUAACAUCCGUCCCUUUGCAACCGUUACUCCAAACACAGAAUCCAGGUUUUAGCGACACGCUCAUUCUCCGACCUGCACACAACUCCUUAACAGGGUUCCUCAGCUUGGAACCUUCCAAGCCCACAAAAGUACGCACGGGAUCAAGCGCAACGGCUUUCCGCCGCAUCGCUCCGAAAGUAGUACCUGGAUCAGAAGAUCCCUCAGCGGCGUCAUCUUCUGGUCCAGAUGAUAAAGCACCUCUGACAAGAGCUUCAGAGGACGUGCUAUCAAAGUGUAAGAAAGCAGCAGCCGAAGACAACGUGCUCCUGGUGGAAGGGGAGAAGAAGUACGCCUGUAAAAUCUGCUCCAAGACGUUCAUGAACCUGACAGACUGUAAGAAACAUAUUCGUGUCCACACGGGAGAAAAACCUUAUCCGUGUCCCAAGUGUGGGAAACGAUUCAGUCAGUCAUCCCAUUUGUACAAGCACUCCAAGAAUUCCUCCUGCGUGAACUGGAAAGAUGAUUCCAUCAAAGGCACUGGACACUGACUUAAACCAGAAAAAUUAUUUUUUUUAACAAAAGUGAUAUUUAUGAACUACCAUGAAAAAAAAUAUGUUACUGUAUGUGGAUUGUACCAUUGUACUAUUUUAAUUAAUACAGUAUCUCACAAAUGCAAAUACUCCCCUACCAUUUCAGCAGGCAUUUUUUAUUACAAUGUAUCAAUGGACAAUACUUUAAAAUUUUACUUUUUUUCCUUAAAAAAAUAAUAUAAUUUUUUUUUUUAAAUGCAAUUUUACUUUUUUUUCUUAAAAAAAUUCUAAAAUGAAAAAAUAAUAAAUUGAAAUUUUACUUUUUUUUUUAAAUAAAAUAAAAAAUAAACAGUAUAUAGUAACUUGUAUUGCACUCUCAAUGUACUAUACAUUAGAUCAGGGGUCUCAAACACGCGGCCCGCCGGCCAAAUGUGGCCCGCAGGACACUAGUUUGAGGCCCCCGCCUUGAUAUGAAAGUUUAAUGUUAGUGCGGCCCCGCGCAAGUUUGAUAUGGAUGCUGUAUGGCAGGGGUCUCAAACACGCGGCCCGCGGGGACACUAGUUUGAGGCCCCCGCCUUGAUAUGAAAGUUUAAUGUUAGUGCGGCCCCGCGCAAGUUUGAUAUAGAUGCUGUAUGGCAGGGGUCUCAAACACGCGGCCCGCGGGCCAAAUGCAGCCCGCAGGACACUAGUUUGAGGCCCCCGCCUUGAUAUGAAAGUUUAAUGUUAGUGCGGCCCGCGCAAGUUUGAUAUGGAUACUGUAUGGCAGGGGUCUCAAACACGCGGCCCGUGAGCCAAAUGCGGCCCGCAGGACACUACUUUGAGGCCCCCGCCUUGAUAUGAAAGUUUAAUGUUCGUGCGGCCCGCGCAAGUUUGAUAUGGAUGCUGUAUGGUAUCAUGUACCCAGAAAAAAUUAUUACGUUUGAUUCAUGUUCUUGUUAAAGGUUAAAUAACUGUUAAUAGUUAUCCUCCCUAUCCGUGUGGAAGUGGUAAGUUUUUGGCUAUUUAAGUUGAAAGGAAAUAACUUGAAGGCUACCGUUUAGGUCGCUAGCUCUCUAGUUUGCGAGUUAGCAUGUGUCUCAAGACCCUGCAGUUGCGCAAUAUGUUGUAAAUAAAAAGAGUAUAAAUGUGACUAUAGUCGUGUUUUGUCAUGUCUACAGGGCUCUAAUAAUGCUUUAAUUUUAAUCUGAAAAAAUAAUUUGUCUACCCACUUAAGAUGCGAGCUAUUUCGACAAUAAUGGCUGCAUGUUGACUCUAUUGCUUUCCAAGCUUUACACUGACUAUUCUAAGUUAUAUUCAAGUUUCAUUUAAUAGUAUUGUCCCUUCAGAAGAUGUAAUAAAAUGAUUGCUGAAUUGUGAGAGCUGCACUCUAUUGUGAUACACUGUAUAUGAAAUUAAAGUUUUCCACUCUUGAUGAAGAAUGUUUUAAAAGUAUGAGGAAGAAACUUUAAAUCUAUACUAUAACUUUUAUUCUUUGUUGUGUAGGCCAUAACUUCCAUUUAGCAAACAAUAAGUAGGCAAUAAGUUUAUGCAACAAUAGCUUUGUUAAGAAUAAUGUAGGAAGUCCAGGGUUCAAUUCCACCAUCGGCCAUCUCUGUGUGGAGUUUGCAUGUUCUCCCCGUGCAUGCGUGGGUUUUCUCCGGGUACUCCGGUUUCCUCCCACAUUCCAAAAACAUGCUAGGUUAAUUAGCGACUCCAAAUUGUCCAUAGGUAUGAAUGUGAGUGUGAAUGGUUGUUUGUCUAUAUGUGCCCUGUGAUUGGCUGGCGACCAGUCCAGGGUGUACCCCGCCUCUCGCCCGAAGACACCUGGGAUAGGCUCCAGCGCCCCCGCGACCCUCGUGAGGAUAAACGGUAGAAAAUGAAUGAAUGAAUGUGUUCUCCUCCUAUUUUGUGUGGAAGUGGUAACUUUUUGGCUUCUUAUUUUGUCUUUCCCCACCCUCUAAGUCCAAAGUCAUCAAAAUUGUGACUUAAGUCAGUCUCAAAGCCAAACCUCUGCCCAUUAGUGAAUGUUUACUACAUAUUCUAUCUACUGUACCAUCCAAGUAGAACCGCAACAGCGGGACCACAUCCUUCAUUUCAUCUUCUAGAGCUUAAGUUCACUGGGCAUUUCUGUGCCCUGUAGACCCCCCAGCAGGUUUCGAGCUGCCAAGGUAGCCAUGACGCCUCUCGUGGAGUAGUUGGCGCUGCCGAUGUGUGGCAACACCACUGCACAAAGCCAAAGAAUUCGGAAAGUAGUACUGACCAAGACAGGAAGUGAACACAGAUGUAGAGUAUCUAGUUGUAACUGUCCUUCGUACUCACCGCAGUUUUUGAGCGUCAGAAGAGGGUGGUCUGUGGGUAGCGGCUCAGGUGUUGUUACAUCCAGGCCGGCGGCUGCAAUUUGGCCGCUUUUAAGAGCCUCGUAUAGAUCCUCCUGGUUCACGACAGCCCCCCUUGAGAGUCAAAGCACAAUGGUAAUGGUUUAAUUUCAUUUGAACAUGCAUCAGAUUACAAUUGAAUGCAUCACAUAAUCAGUUCACAGUUCCACAUGUCCAAAAGG
Molecule: messenger RNA, 4530 nt
Organism: Doryrhamphus excisus (bluestripe pipefish)
Lineage: Eukaryota; Metazoa; Chordata; Actinopteri; Syngnathiformes; Syngnathidae
Product: zinc finger and BTB domain-containing protein 5-like
Biological process (GO): regulation of transcription by RNA polymerase II
Molecular function (GO): DNA-binding transcription factor activity, RNA polymerase II-specific; RNA polymerase II cis-regulatory region sequence-specific DNA binding; protein binding
Source: RefSeq, a predicted model, not a curated record